Ctenocephalides felis (cat flea) is the source of this 1281-nucleotide messenger RNA. RefSeq lists its product as uncharacterized. The record is from RefSeq and is a predicted model, not a curated record. Bases 349 to 1281 code for a protein of 310 amino acids. The transcript has 7 exons. NCBI's taxonomy places the organism in Eukaryota, Metazoa, Arthropoda, Insecta, Siphonaptera, Pulicidae.
AGUGUUGUUUGUGCAAAGUUAAUUCACUUUAUCACUGUUUUUCUAGUGUUUUUCCUAACAGUUCUCCAUAUUACAUUUAUCCGGCGUACAUUUUCUGCGCCGUUUAUUCUCCUCAACCAGUUGAUUGUUAUAAGUUUGUUCGGUAGUGUCUGUGUUGAGAAUUUAAUUAACAUUUCGUUCGGAAUGUUUUUUGGCUGUUAGACGAACGUCUCUGUGUGUCAGUGUUAGUAUAUUAUAUUGGUGUUAUAUAUUUAAUGUGUAGAGAAACAUAAAAUCAUCGAGAGAACGCGAACGACAACUUCCAAGACAUGCCUCGUUUAAUCGUGGAAUAAUUAAGAUUAGCGCGUUAUGCUAGGACCCACGGGCUUGCCGGUGAGCUCGCGCACAUCCAUGUGGCCUCCGCUCUUGCCGGCGGUUCAGGCCGCCAAGAUGACAGGCGCCGAUACGCUUCUCACAGCUUCUGACGACAUCGCCAGAUAUGGGGUGUACUCGUUGUUCCCGAGCAGCGGCGCCCCCCAGCUGUGCCAGCCUAGAUUCGCUUCUGCAUCUGCGGGAGCCUUUCAUCCUACGCACAAGGUUCAAUCCUUGUCAAUAUCUGACUCUCUCUUCGGCGGUUAUUCGUUUGGCGGUGCACCAACACCGCCGCCCGGUUCGCCGUACUCUCCUCUGCGAUUGGAACUUUUGUCGAAAACUCUGAGUUCGUCGACAACUUCUUCUUGCAUUACGACCGCCGCGGCGGCCGCCAAUGACACGGCCUGUUGGAUGGAGCCGCUUCAAGUCAAAACAGAAAUACCGGGAUGCAGUAGGACAACUCCGGCACAUACUGCCCUUUUGCAGGUCGGUGAGAUAAAGGUGAAACGCGAACCACAGGCCACACCUUGCCAGGUCUCGGAAAUCAGCACCUCCCAUCAUAAUCAACAUCAUGCAAACGGUGGAGGUCCGGCCGAUGCAUCUCUCGCGACCGCCUUGGUUAAAAUGGAGGCUAACACAUCGCCUAAAUCCUCGGACCAAGGAGUAUCCUCGAUCCCUGUGGGUAUUGCGGUCGCAAGGCAACGGCUCAACCAAGAGGUGCCACUGGCACUGGCGCCAGGCACUCAGAUCAUAGGGGCCACAUCGACUAAGGAAACGAGGUGCAGCGAAAUUGGUUUACGAGAUCCUUCAGGUUUAAUUCCUUUGGGAGCUGACACCAUAAUAGGGACAUCCGUGCCAUCAGUUUGGCCUGUUAGCACGACGCAGACUUCACUAGGACCUCCAACACUUUGGCAGUAUCCUGGUGAGUAA